UAUCCACGUCUAAAUUAGGCCAGAAAUUUCAAAAUAGGCCCCAAGGAAAAAAUCACUCCUGCAAUUCCUUCCAGGAUUCUCAGGGAAGACUGAAGAGCUAGAGAUGGCUCUGGAAAACUGUUUUCAAUUGAGCUCAGUUUGCACAACUAGAGCUCGUGUGCUGCAAAGCUACAAUCAUUUUUCAUUUGUUGAGAAGAUUCAUUUGCCGACAUUUAGAGGGUUCAAUAAACCCAAUUUAUCAUUUACUUCAUCUUCACCUUCUGGUCAUUCAUUCAAUGGCAGAUGCAAAAAAUCCAGGCUCAUCUGCAAAGCUCGUGAAGCUGUUGAUCAAGUUGAAGUGGUGACGGAAGCAAACUGGGGAGAGCUUGUCGUUGGUAGUGAAACUACAGUUUUGGUGGAGUUUUGGGCACCAUGGUGUGGACCCUGUCGCAUGAUUGAGCCUGUUAUCGCUGAAUUAGCAAAAGAAUAUGCUGGAAAGAUUGCUUGUUACAAGCUCAACACUGAUGAUAGUCCAAACAUUGCCACACAGUUCGGAAUCAGGAGCAUCCCGACCGUGCUGUUCUUCAAGGAUGGAGAGAAGAAAGAGAGUGUCAUUGGUGCAGUGCCCAAGUCUACCUUGGCUGCUACCAUUGACAAAUAUGUUGAUAGCUGAAUCCAAACAAAUCAAAGUUUGUUGUAAAAUGUAAGAGUUACAUGGUCUGUUCAUGCCAUGCCAGUUUUUUUUUAUCAUUCAUUCAUAUAGCAUAUCUAUGACCAUUUUCUUCGUUUAAUAUGUUGUAUAUAUUAGUAGUAUUUUGUAACAAAAAUCCUUUCUUUGUCAUCGUCAAUGCUCUUUAAUUAACCUGAAAUUUCAAAG
Messenger RNA from Durio zibethinus, 856 nucleotides. RefSeq names its product thioredoxin-like. NCBI's taxonomy places the organism in Eukaryota, Viridiplantae, Streptophyta, Magnoliopsida, Malvales, Malvaceae. Gene Ontology annotation, cellular component: cytoplasm. Gene Ontology annotation, molecular function: protein-disulfide reductase activity. The record is from RefSeq and is a predicted model, not a curated record.